Molecule: messenger RNA, 1586 nt
Organism: Tigriopus californicus
Lineage: Eukaryota; Metazoa; Arthropoda; Copepoda; Harpacticoida; Harpacticidae
Product: intraflagellar transport protein 57 homolog
Exons: 3
Coding region: 132-1352 (406 amino acids)
Biological process (GO): intraciliary transport; non-motile cilium assembly
Cellular component (GO): Golgi apparatus; intraciliary transport particle B; centrosome
Source: RefSeq, a predicted model, not a curated record
CCCAUAUUCAAUUGACAUGCCGCUGAGUUAUACCUGACUUUCCUUUCCUUGGUCCCAACAUUCUCAUUCGAGAAAACAUUCGGCUAUAUAUUUUGAUCAACUUGAUCAGCUUCAAAUUGUAAACUGUGGCGAUGGGAGACGAAGAAUUUGACGAAGCAGACAUCGUUGACGGUGGGCCAGGAUUAGCCUACAUGCCAUUUGUGGUCAUGGAGGACUUGUUGGAUAAGCUUAAGCUCUUGGACUACGAAGAGGAGUUUGUCAAGGAACUACGUAUGAGACCCCUGAGUAGACACUAUUUUGUGCUCCAAACCAAUCCCGGAGAGCAGUUCUACAUGUUCACGUCUCUAGCUGCGUGGCUAAUCCAAAAAUGUGGCACGCCAUUCGACCAACCUCAAGAGUUCGACGACCCAAAUUCCACGAUUUCCAAUAUCUUAGAUGUGGUUAGGAGGAACGGAGUGACUAUCGACUUUCCUCCCAGUAAACUCAAACAGGGUUAUGGAGAGCAAGCCAUUUUCAUCUUGGAUCGUCUGUCAGACGAAGCACUCCGAAACACUCACUUCCAAUGGGGAAAGCCGAUUCCUCCAUCGGAAGUUGCCGACGAAGAAGAGGACCUGAAAGAUGAGGCGGAAUUGGAUCUAGACCGGGUGGAGGAGGAAAUGGCUGGAGAAUAUUCCGACGAAGAAGACGACGACGAGAUAUUACAUAUUAAUGAUAUGGGCUCGGCUCUACCCAUGGCCACAUCGCAAAGACCUAAUGAGAUUUUGGAAUCCAAUACAGACUUCGACGAAUGGAGCCUGGAGGUUGAGCGCGUGGCUCCUCAAUUGAAGGUCACCGUCAGGUCCGACAAUCGAGAUUGGCGCACGCAUUUGGAACAAAUGCACACAUACAGACGCGGGAUCGACGACGCUUUAACCACAACUCGAGUUCAUCUCGAUAAACUACACAACGAUAUCGGCCGAACUCUGGAAAAGAUAACAUCGCGGGAGAAAUAUCUCAAUUCUCAAUUGGAGGGAUCUCUUCAACAGUUCCGCCAAUUGUCCGACACUUUGGCCGCCACCAAAGAGCAGUACAAGCAAGUCAGUGGGGGGGUCACGGAGCGUUCUCGAACCUUGGCUCAAAUCGCAGACGACUUGGAAGUGAUCAAAGCCGAAAUGGAGGAAAGAGGCAGUGCCAUGACUGACGGAACGCCCCUAGUCAAUGUUCGGCGAGCAUUAAUACGCAUGAAACAAGAAGUUGCGAACAUGAACGUUCGCAUUGGGGUUCUUGAGCACUCGUUGUUGCAGGCCAAGUUGCGGGACCGUUCCAAUCUACAACGGGAUGCUCUUAAUUUUGCUUUUGCCAAUGAAGUUUAGUUUAAAGUCGUUCUUUUAAUGGCGGAAGGAAUAGGAAUAGGAGUCUGUUCAAGCCCGCUUUAUUAUUCAUUGCAAUAUUUGUGGAUGUACGUGCAUGAAUUGGUUGAGAAAUGGCCUCUUCGUUCGAGGCCUUUAAGUGGAAAAGCCUCGUGGUGGACCCUGUGCUUGUUACACAGAAUUCAUAAAUAUGAAAGAACUUGGUCUCUGCGAACAAUAAAUUAUGAUUACUUCUCC